CACGGAGAAACCCUCAAAGGAUCGUCUCACUUUAUCUCCAGGUUGUAAAAUGGAAGAUGAGGACAUCACAGGAGAUUGUGGAGGAGAAAAGACAAUGAGCUCCACUAUGGAUGGAGGACUUCACAGUGUGGAUAGAUCAUGGAAUCCCUCUGACUCUGAGCAACCUCGUACUGUGAGGGGUGGGGCCAGGAUUAUGGGGGAGGAGACAUUUUCCUGUCCAGAAUGUGGGGAAAGUUUUAGUUCUGAAUUAGAUCUUUCUGCACAUCGGAGAUCUCACACGGCUGAGAAGCCGUAUUCCUGUGCUGAGUGCAGGAGAUGUUUCUCAAAGAAUUCAGAACUUGUUACGCAUCAACGAUCCCACACGGGGGAAAGGCCGUUUUCCUGCCCUGUGUGCGGGCAGUUUUUUUCACAGAGGACCAAUCUUUACAGACAUCAGAAACUGCACACGGGCGAGAAGCCGUAUUCCUGCUCAGAGUGUGGAAAAUGUUAUACGCGGAAAACAGAACUUGUUAUACAUCAAAGAUCUCACACAGGGGAGAGGCCGUAUUCCUGCCCCGAGUGCGGGAAAACGUUCUCACAGAGGUCCCAUCUUUAAUGCGCAUGAGAGAUCCCACUCAGGCGAAAAGCCGUAUUCCUGUCCUGAGUGCGGGAAAUGUUUUUCACAGAAGUCCAAUCUUACUGUACAUCAGAUAUGCCACACGAGGCAGAAGUUGUUUUCCUGCCCUGUGUGCGGGAAAUGUUAUCUACGAAAAUCAGCACUUGUCAAACAUCUAAAAAUCUCACACAGUGGGAAAACUGUGUUCUUGCUCUGAGUACGGGAAAUGUUUUUUGUCUUACCAAACAUUAGAAAACUCCCACAAUCCUUUAGGUGUAUUAGUGUCCUGAGUGCGGGAAAUGUCUUCUAUAUGGAUCAUAUUUUUCCGUACAUCAGAGAUCUCACACUGGGAAGAAGCUCACCUUGAUCUACACCUCAGAAAACACGUGGCUGAGCGCUCCUCUGAUCUCUAUCAUGGAAAAAACUCUUUAUUAGGAAAUUCCGAGAUCACUAAAGACUUCAAAGUUCUGUCUGGCUUCCUCUGCUAGGAGAGAGAAGGAGGGGGUGUCACUGCUGGUUGGGUCCCUCUAGGAGAGAGAAGGAGGGGGUGUCACAGCUGGU
Molecule: messenger RNA, 1156 nt
Organism: Rana temporaria (common frog)
Lineage: Eukaryota; Metazoa; Chordata; Amphibia; Anura; Ranidae
Product: gastrula zinc finger protein XlCGF67.1-like
Exons: 1
Coding region: 50-595 (181 amino acids)
Biological process (GO): regulation of transcription by RNA polymerase II
Cellular component (GO): nucleus
Molecular function (GO): RNA polymerase II cis-regulatory region sequence-specific DNA binding; DNA-binding transcription factor activity, RNA polymerase II-specific
Source: RefSeq, a predicted model, not a curated record